Messenger RNA from Saccostrea cuccullata (small rock oyster), 1161 nucleotides. RefSeq lists its product as uncharacterized. The record is from RefSeq and is a predicted model, not a curated record. The annotation marks the transcript as partial. NCBI's taxonomy places the organism in Eukaryota, Metazoa, Mollusca, Bivalvia, Ostreida, Ostreidae. The transcript has 7 exons.
AUUACUCAUUGAGCGCAGAGAUCUUGUGAAUCUGAGGAUCAGUUAAAUAUAAACAAUUAGUUUAAAGUGAUUAAAUGAUUAAUGACAUCUACAUUUACCCUACAGGGUUAAUAUGGAAUGUAACCUUUUGAAUUUUCAUAGAUUUUAAAAUGUCAAUAAUCAUAAAUUUUAGAUAUCGAUGUGCAACUUAACAAGAGAGGAGAGAGAAUUUCUGGAAAAAGCUCACCUUGAUGUCGAUGAGGAUGACGCAGAUGGACAAAGUAAUGACAAAGAGGACAAUGAAAUUGAAAGCAAUAACACAGAUUCAGAGUCAAACCAUGCCAACCAAAAUAUCAUUUCAACACAACUGCCAAUCACGUCAACAAGUGAUGAUGAAGCAUCGGUCACUACUGGAGAUCUGGAUAAGCUCCCGCUGGAUUUGUCUCCCCUGCCCCGUGAAAGCACUAUACCACUGCAAGAUGUAACAAACUCUCAGGUAAUACGCAACGCUCAACAAAUGCAGUCUGGUGUAAGUCCAUACUACAAAAAUUUGUAUAACCGGCUAUUCCAGAACCCCGCAGUCAGCAAUAAAAGAAGAUACUCAGACUCUAUGUGCUCCAUGAAAGAGAAUUCUGACCACUGGAACAACGAUUUGUAUCCACUGGAACUCUUUCCUAAAAAACCAGCGACUGUAGCAACACUGCAGAAGUUUGAUCCCGCAGUAGACGACAUCGUAGAUUUUAAACCGAAUUCGGCGCUGUCUGCUGGAACAAACGUUUUCCUAUCGGGCUACUGGAGGAAGGGACGGGUCACUAAAGUUGACAUGGACGAUAGCAAAGGAAAAGUGUACACUGUGGAGGACUUCGGGGAAGAUUUGAAAGAAGGGCUAAAACGAAAGAAACUCGUCAGGGUCCUUCUCCACGAGGGCCGGGCAGAUGGUUUAAUUCCUCCAGACUUGGAGCUGGAGGGAUUAAAGGACAUGAUAAAGAACUUGAGGAAGAAGACAGGUGCAUGGCUAAGGGGAAAAAGAAUGGAAGUGAACUAUCCUGAUCAUCAUCCUGAGUGUAUGGCAGCACCAUUUUCCGAGUACGAGAUGGGGAAGGACAUAGGUACACACCUAACAUCACAAGAUGUGUUAGUAUGGUAUGUUACCACAGACGUCGAUGCCCAGAGGUGCCAAAG